AUGGACACCAGGCGGAUGGACACCAGCCUGGAUGGACCCUGGUCCAGAUGGACACCAGGCGGAUGGACACCAGCCUGGAUGGAGGUGGAGAAACCCCCGCUGGGACCCGAACCACCAACUCUGCUAAAAACCUACAAAUGGCGAACGGCAGCACCCAUGGGUGACCGGGAACCCGAACGGGGCACGGGGUCCCCGGGCAGCCGGCGCUGGACCCGCUUGCAGGGCUGGAAACGUUCCUACAGCCAACCCGAGUCUGAUGGCCUCGAUGACGGGGCUGGAAAGGGCACCCAACCGGGGGCACCCAAGGCCAGCACCCGUCGGUCCCUCUUCCAACGGGCGUUUUCGGCCCCCUCCAAGGGGACCAAGGAGCCACGGGGACCCGAGGGUGGCAGGGCCACCCUGCAGAAGUACCUGCGCUCCAUGUCGAAGAGGAAGGGUCAUGUGGAGAGCGGUGCCAGGGCUGAGCAGGUGCUCCACGAUGCUGUUCCAGCGAGCACCCAUGGGACCUCAUCCAUCCCGCUGGCUCCAGCACCCGAUGCCCCAGUGUGGGACGUCUCCAACUUCUCGUUGGUGGACGGACAUCUGGUCCUUGUGAGCAGGGACGAGGAGAUCCGGCUGCGGAUGAGAGGAGCACCCGGGGUGCCGGGAGAAGCACCGAGAGCGAGAUCUCCCCCACCUAAGCAGCCAUCUCCUUACCCCACCCAGGGGUUGUUGUGGAAGAGGCUCCGGGAGAGGAAAGGUCGUGGUGUCCCCAAAACCGACACGUCAGCGGUGAUGGUCCCCGACGGCGAGAGGGUCCCCAGCCGGAGCGGUUCGCGGGAGUCGCUGCUGCCACCGCCCAGCGCGGCUGAGCUGGACCUCACCGGGGACAACGUCAUCGUCCGGCCCGUGCACGGCAGCAUCGUGGGCGAGAAGUUUUGCUUUCAGAUCAUCACGGGCGAGGGCAGCCGGUCCUUCGGCUGCACGUCCCUGGCCGAGCGCGACCGCUGGAUCGAGAACCUACGCCGGACCGUGCAGCCCAACAAGGUGGGAGUGCGGGGACACCCCUGGGACACCCCAAGGGACGGGAACCCCCAGCACCCUGGGAGGGGCCACCCGCUGCCCUCCUCACGGGACCUGCCACCUCGGCGUCGCCUCCGUUGUCACCUCCACCUGGACGGCACCCUCUUCGCCCGUACCACCGCCAAGGUGGCCGGUCCCGACGGCGAGCUCUUUUGGGGUGAACUCUUCCAGUUGGCCGCCCUACCACCCGCCCGUGCCCUCACCCUCGCCCUUUGCCGCGAUGACCACCCCGGUCAACCGGUGGCCUCCAUCACCGUCCCCUUGGCCGAGUUGGCGGCUGCCCGGCAGCCCUUGGAGCGCUGGUACCCGCUGAGCGGUCCUGGCGGAAGCGAGCGGGUGCCCUCGGUGAGGGUGCGCGGGCGCUACCGGGAGGUGCGGGUGCUGCCCAUCGUACGCUACAAGGAGUUGGCCGAGUUCAUCACCUUCCAUUACCGGGAGUUGUGCGCCCGUCUGGAGCCCACCAUCGCCGUGCGGCACAAGGAGGAGCUGGCCGGUGCUCUGGUCCGCGUCUUACAGAGCACCGGGAAGGCCAAGUCGUUCCUCAUCGACCUCGGUGUGGCCGAGCUGGACCGCUUCGAUGACCGCGAGGCGCUGAUCUUCCGUGAGAACCGCUGGCCACCAAGGCCAUCGAUGAGUGAGGCCGUGGCCCAGCUCUGCACCUCGGAUGAUAGCUGCGAGGUUGAUCCCAGCAAAUGCGCCGGCCUUGACCUCUCCGACAACCAGAACAACCUGCGGCAGGUCUGCGAGGAGACCUUCCAGCGCAUCGCCGCGUCCUGCGACGCCUUCCCGGCAGAGCUGGGCGAGAUCUUCGCGGCGUGGCAGGAGGAGUGCACGGCGCGGGGCAAGGCGCCCAUCGGGCAGCGCCUGGUCUCGGCCUCCCUCUUCCUGCGGUUCCUCUGCCCCGCCGUCAUGUCCCCCAGCCUCUUUGGCCUCGUCCAGGAGUACCCGAGCGAGGCCACCGCUCGUACCCUCACCCUCGUGGCCAAGGUCAUCCAGAACCUGGCCAACUUCACCACGUUUGGCGAGAAGGAGGCCUACAUGGGCUUCAUGAACGAGUUCUUGGAGCACAACUGGAGCACCAUGACGGCCUUCCUGCAGAGCGUGGCCAACCCCGAGAGCAGCGUCCACAUGGCCACCUACGACGGCUACGUGGAUCUGGCCCUGGAGCUCGCCACUCUCCACCUCCUGCUCUGUGACAUCUUCUCCAGCCUGGACCAGGUCACGCAGGAGGAGCUGGAGCCCCUGCCCACCAUCCUCACCGCCAUCAGGGAGGGGACCCCUGUCCCCGUCUCCGUCCGGCUGAGCUCCACCACAGAGCGAAGCCCGGCAGAGAGCUUCAAACCAGGCUUUGUGCCACCGCGGGACCUGAGCAAGCACAGCCCCCUCAUCAAGAGCCAGUCCCUCAUCAGCAUCCGCCGCGUCCGGGGCCGGGAGGAUGGACCAGGCGAGGCGGGGGUGGCGGCGGCACAGGGCGAGCUCUACGCCAUCCGCCCCUUGGAGAAGCACGGGCGGUUGAUCGAGGCGCUGCGGAAGGAGGUGGCGGAGAACCGGGAGAAGUUACGGCUGGCGGAGACGCGGGCGGGCGAAAUGGAGGCCCAGCACCGCGGGUUGCGGCAGGAGCAGGGUCAGCAGCGAGAGCAGCUCGAGCGUCUCCGGCAGCAGUUGGAGGAGACAAACGCCCGCGCGGCCAAUUUGGGUGCCAGGUUGACGGCGGCUGAAGGCACCAGGAAGAAAGACCUGGAGAGGCUGAAGAUCAGCGAGGAGAAGAACCGAGAGCUGGAGAGACGGCUGUCGGCACUGGAGAGGGAGCAGGCGGAGCUGCGGGGUGCCAUCGCCCAAGCCCUGGGCCACCCCGGGAGGACGGGACGCCGGAUGCCGGCGCGGGGUUGGGAUGAGAGCGGUGACGAUGCUCAGGCCACCAGCGUGUAA
This is a messenger RNA of Nipponia nippon (crested ibis), 2991 nucleotides long. The record is from RefSeq and is a predicted model, not a curated record. Lineage: Eukaryota; Metazoa; Chordata; Aves; Pelecaniformes; Threskiornithidae.